Gopherus evgoodei (Goodes thornscrub tortoise) is the source of this 1941-nucleotide messenger RNA. RefSeq names its product leucine rich repeat containing 43 (gene LRRC43). The record is from RefSeq and is a predicted model, not a curated record. Lineage: Eukaryota; Metazoa; Chordata; Testudines; Testudinidae. The transcript is spliced from 12 exons. Bases 20 to 1843 code for a protein of 607 amino acids. Gene Ontology annotation, molecular function: protein binding.
CACAUGCGGGGCUCCGGCCAUGGGCGGCCUCAGCGCCUCCGCCGCCUUCCGGGAGCAUCUCCGCCGGCUGGGCCUGGGGGAGUUCCCCUGCGGCGCCGGCAGCUGGAACAGGUCCCGUUUCGAAUUAAGGAAAAGGAAACCUAGAGGAAAUGCAGCCCAGACAGAGGCAGAUGCAGGCACAGCCCAGCACCAGGAAAUUGGAACUCCCAGCGAAGAGAGCCUGGAAACCUUAAUGGAGUUUGUGAGCAGCCAGGACUCCCCCUGGGCUCUGCCACCUGACUGCAGCCCCGAGGACCAGCACCUGAGGGAGUUGGCAGUACAAUCACCACAGCUUAUCCGGGACAACUUCCUCUUCUUGUUCUUCAGGUCCUUAAGGAUAGUGGAUAAAGGAGUAAAUAAAGUUGAUGAAAAUUUGUUGAAGUUUCAUAACCUGGAAGAGCUCAUACUCAGUGCCAAUCAAAUCAGCAGAAUAAACUCUGCCCACCUUCCUAGGACACUGAAGGUCUUGGAGCUCUGUGGCAAUGAGAUUGUUGGUUUACAGGAUCUGUGUUCUCACCCACCUCCAGAGCUCCAGCAUUUGGGGCUGGGCUACAACAGGCUGCUGGGCUCUUCAGAGGAUAAAUAUCUCACAGCAGAAUUCUGGCCAAAUCUUCUCUCUCUUGACCUAAGUUUUAAUAAUUUUACGGAUCUGAUGAGCAUAGUCUCUAAACUGGCUACUCUGUGGAGGCUCAGAACGCUUGUGCUCCAGGGUAAUCCACUAGUGCUCAUUCCUGGCUACAGAGGUUUUGUAAUAGACAGCCUGCCCAAACUCUGUAUACUGGACGACAGGAACAUAUCGCCUGAUGAGAAGCAUCAGUUCCAUGGUCUGUCUAGCAAGCCAGAUCUCAUUGUGAAUAAAGCACAACUGGUGGUGAGUGUUGGGAAAAUCAAAGGCAUCCCCAACCCCAUCAAGCUAGAGGAGCUGGAAAGCAGCCCGGAGUCUCCAGUGAUCACUCACAGCUACUAUGUGACAUACGAGUUUGUGGAGAGGGAGAAAGCCGAGGACACUAACAAUGCUGAGGUAAUGAAAUUCCAUCAGAGUCAAAUGGUGGCUACACCAAACCCUGGGAGCCCACCGGGGAGUGCUGACACAGGAGGAUCAGAAUCUCCAGCUAUGUCUUCUUUGCAUAAACAGGAGCCUCCGGCAAACAGGGCAAACAGUCACCUCACCCCGCGGAAGCCUUGGGCUGAGACCAUUGAGUGCAGCCACAGGAAGGAGCACGUCACUGGGGACUUAGUGGCACUGAAAGCCUUCCUCAUGGCUGGCACCACCGUCACUGUUGUCGAGGAAAAGGUGCUUUCAUGGCCCAUUGCUGCAGCUCUGGCUGAAGAUGGAGGCAAGAAGGGGAAGGCAGAUAAGGGAAAAGCAGAGGAGAAGCCAAAGGACGGUGGUAAGGGCAACAAACAGAAAAAGAAAAAGGAAAGCCCCGUCGAACUCCGCAGUGACCCGCCUCUUUUGAGAAGCCUGGGGUCUGGGCAUGUGAAUCUGGAGAGCCUCUUAACUGGUGACCAGCUUGUGGCCGUGAUGUGUGACUUCGGGGUCCUCAUCACCGAGGAAACAACUCAGCCCCCAUCUCCUAAGGAGAAGGAUGGUAAGAAGAGCAAAGAUAAGAACAAAAAAACAAAAACUGGGGGAGAAAAUCCUGCAAGCCAGAAAACCACAGUGGCUGCCAAAGGAAAAGGAAAAAACAAAGAAUCUCCUGAAGGGAAGGAAGUCCAAGAAAUCCAGCCUGUGCCUCUGACAGUAGAAUUCCAAGUUCAGUUGAUUCAGUGGACAGCCGCAUUUGAUGUCCAGCACCAAUAAAGAAAUAAGAAGCACUUGCUUGAUGAUGCAGUUUCACAUAAUAUAUGUGCAGUAAAAAAACCUACAGUCUAAAUUACUGAAAUAAAACUGUGAAGCUU